Molecule: messenger RNA, 1005 nt
Organism: Meira miltonrushii
Lineage: Eukaryota; Fungi; Basidiomycota; Exobasidiomycetes; Exobasidiales; Brachybasidiaceae
Exons: 1
Coding region: 106-1005 (299 amino acids)
Source: RefSeq, a predicted model, not a curated record
CACCUUUUCAACCGUCGAUCCGUUAUUUUAUCAUAUUCAACUCUCAAUUUAUUCGACCUCUUCACCUUCUCAACAGUCAAAAACAAAAAAUAAAGCUUUUCAGCCAUGGUGACAAUUCGAUCUUUCGCUUUUGUCCUUUUGGCCUUAAGCACAGCAUCUCUUUCAUUGGCAAUUCCAGAGAGACCAUAUGCGCCUGAUCUUUAUAACCGUGAUUCAUUGGACGAAAAUUCCAAUAUCAUCAAACGUUCUUCUCCUUCCGAUUCCGCUAAACCUUAUUCACCUGAUCUAUACUUUCGAUCUGCAUUAGACGAUCAAUCCGCUUUUCCAACAAAAUCCGCUCCACAAUCUUUCACAACUCAAAUAAAUAAACGUUCACCGUCUGUUUGCAAACGUGAUUCGGAUUGCGGUGGUGCUCAUUUCUGCUCAAGUGGAAGUUGCUUUAUGCGUAAAGCAAAGCGUGCUUUGUGUGGCCGUGAUGCAAUGUGCACUUCCGGCUUUUGUGGCUCUCAAGGAGCAUGCUUGGAAAGACGCUCGAUCGGAAGUUCAUGUGCAGACAGUACAAACGCUUGCGCAGACGGUUUAUUCUGUUCAGGAAUUGAUAAAAAAUGCAAACAGAAACGUGGAAUUGAAGAAGCUUGUCGAUUCUCCGAAGGAUGCCAAGAAGGUUUGAGUUGCUUAAACUACAAAUGCGCCAAAUCAUUGGUAAGCAGAACUUUAUCUUCCGAUGACGAAGACGGGGAUGAUCAAGAAGACUUCAUCUCAGCUUUGCAGCACAAAUUGGAUGACUUGAAGGAAGAUGGUCAAGAUUUCAUCAAAAAAUGGAAAGCAACACCAAGCGGUAGCCCUGAUCAACCAAUCUGGUUCGGCAAGAGAUCAAGUCCAAGCGGUAGCCCUGAUAAGCCAAUCUGGUUCGGUAAGAGAUCAAGUCCAAGUGGUCAUCAUCAUGACCCAAUCACCUUGCAAGAGAAUGCAAAUGAACCAUCUCACCCAGCGCCAUCUCUAUGA